GUGUCUGUAACCCCGAUGGGAUCCUGUCGUCGCAGCACGCACUAAACUAACAGCAUGUACAUGCAUAAGAGCAUGCAUACGGCCGGCCUGUCUCUCCCUCCCUACACUGGCACCGGCGGACAAACAGAUGGCAACAGAGAGCACUGCCAUAGAUGUAAACGACCUAGUGACCGUCUCACACGUAGGUUCUCGCUACAGAGAUGUGUGUACAUAGAUCAUGUGAACCAGAACCUGUUAUUGCAGAUGCCGAACUCCCAAAAAGCAGCGCCAACAACGCCACCCACGCCUUUCUGUCACUGCUCCGGGUGCCACGUGUGCGGCGGCUCUUCGCAGUCCUCGAAAUCGUCCUCGCGGCAAUCCAGGUACGACUCAGGGGCGGCAUCCGAGUGGACGGUCCCCAGGUGGGAGAGAGUGGUGUCCCCUGGCUGAAGUUGCCCGCCACUCGCCAUAGCAGUGGCUGCAGGUGCACAUAUGUCGGCACGGCACAAACAUGAUGGAUGCCUGCCCGUGCUGGCCGUAGCAUUUGCUGCAGUCGGCUUGUUGGUGGUCGGCGGAGGGGCAGGAGCCGAGAACGGGGUGCUUGCACGGGACGUGCCGGGUCGAUGGCACCGUCCGAUGAGUCUUGAGGCUGUCCCUCACUGACGAUGUGCUGCUGCUGCUGAUGCUGUUGCGUGGCGGCAGGGGGAGGGGGGUGGGAUGGUCGUGGCGGGAGAACGAACCAGUGACCACAAUCCUUUGCACCAGCGGCUCCAAACCUGAAGCAAUACCAAAACAAGGCACACACCCAGAUGAAUUCCCUCUCUCUCGUCAACGAAUGUCCCUCUGCAUGCCUACAAUGGAUCGCUGCGAUGGGGCAGGGGAGGCAGGGGACAAUGGGGGACUGCUGGAGGCUGCGUGGCCAUCCCCGUGCCGCCGUUGAGCAACGGUGGGCCCAUCAGGACGGGCGGGACU
Molecule: messenger RNA, 951 nt
Organism: Vitrella brassicaformis
Lineage: Eukaryota; Vitrellaceae
Source: the annotation of a GenBank genome assembly